This is a messenger RNA of Babesia ovata, 1371 nucleotides long. RefSeq names its product Extracellular matrix-binding ebh, putative. The record is from RefSeq and is a predicted model, not a curated record. The transcript has a single exon. Lineage: Eukaryota; Apicomplexa; Aconoidasida; Piroplasmida; Babesiidae. The coding region runs from base 1 to 1371 and encodes 456 amino acids.
AUGGAUGGAGAUCUCAAGAAGGAUUUGAAAGGGGUGAAAGAUAAUAUUAAGACAAAGAUUUGGGAGAAGAUUGUAGAGUUCAAUGUUACUAAAUUGGAUGAUUUUGUGAAACAGGAUUUGGGGAAGUUGAGGAAGAAUAUUUUGGGGCUUGCCGAACAUGAUGGUGGCAAGAGUCUUGCUCAAGGUCAGUUGGAUGCUCUUAGUUCGUCUAAUCAGAAGAAGGAGUUAGAUAAACUUGCAGGUAACGAUGAUGGUUCAAUUCAGAAGGCGGUGAGUCAGCUUGAAAAUAAGUUUAAGCAGGAGAUCCAGAGUCCGCUAAGCAAUGCGGUCGGUGAAGUUGGCACAGCGAUUGAGAAGCUUGGCGGGAAGUUUGAGAAUGGUGCCGUCAAAACUAUGGAUAGCAUUCUUGAUAUUUUCGAGAAUAUUAAAGAUAAGGUUAAGGAGAUUAAGGGGAAGAAAAAUAGUAGUGGUCUGGAAGGUAUUGCCCACGGGUUGAUUAACAGCUAUGCCGAUACGUUCAAGAAGAAUUUUGAGAGUAUUGUGAGCGGGUGGGCGGAAGGAAUUUUGGGGAAUGACAAGGGCAAUGAUGCGAAGCCGCCUAAAAAGUGGCUUCCAAAGUAUGUUAAGCUUCGUGGUGGGGACUUGGGAAACAGUGACGUGACUGGUGUUUCCCUGAUUUUAGAAGUGCGUAAUGGAAUUGAAGAGGCGAUUGGGAAAACGCUUGGCGCUGAAAUUGAGGCGGGCAAGGCACAGGUUAUUAGUGGUAUGCAAGCAGCUAACGCCAGCAUCCAAAAGACCAUUGCAUCUGUCAAGUCAGCCUGUGAGACAUUCGCUGACAAGCUUGAUAACAGACUUAAGGGAGGAAUUGAUACACUUGCCGCGGAGAUAUACGGUGGGAUUAAAGACAAGGUGAACAAUGGCAAGGACAAAGAAAUUAAACUCGUCACUGAAGCCACGCUUCUCGGUCUCUCCGCCACCACCAGCCAGGUUGCCAGCGAAAUUGAGUCUAUCCUGCUCGGCGACUACAGGAUAGCGAAGGGCAGCGGCAAAAGCAUCGCAAGCGAAUUGGACAGAGUAGUUGGUGAGACUCAGAAGCUUCACGAUCAGCUUGCCACGGCGACUACACCAGACGCCAGCUCCGACCCAAAUGAUAGCCCCGCCCGAGCCGUGGACAGUAGGUUGCAGGCGGUGAGGAGUGAGGUUGGGAGGAUUGACAAGACAUUCAAAGACGAAGUCAAAAAAGAUCUUCAAUUGGCAGUCGACGGGCUUGAACCUGCCGUCAACGGUUUCAACACUGAAGCUCAAUCACAGAUCAAGGCUGCGGCCAAGGCGGCAGAGCAGAUUAUGAGGGCUAAUGUUCAAGUUGAUUAG